Molecule: messenger RNA, 575 nt
Organism: Branchiostoma belcheri (Belcher's lancelet)
Lineage: Eukaryota; Metazoa; Chordata; Leptocardii; Amphioxiformes; Branchiostomatidae
Product: pyroglutamyl-peptidase 1-like
Exons: 4
Coding region: 141-575 (144 amino acids)
Biological process (GO): proteolysis
Cellular component (GO): cytosol
Molecular function (GO): pyroglutamyl-peptidase activity
Source: RefSeq, a predicted model, not a curated record
GAGUUGUGAGAGUACUUCCGGGUUCUGAAGUCAGCUGAGAGUUGGAUGACAACUGUUACAUCACCAGUAGUAAAAACUCCUGCCGCUACAAGUCCAACAAGUAUAAUCAGGUUUAUCUGUGACCUUCUGACAACGUUAGAAUGCUGCCCAUAGUCUUCGUAACAGGUUUUGGGCCUUUUGGAGAUCAUGAGAUCAAUGCCAGCUGGGUGUCCGUACAGGAGAUGGCAAAGAUGGGUCUGGGAGAGGAGGUGGACCUGAGAGUGGAGGAGCUGCCAGUGGAGUAUCAGGCAGUGAAACAAACAGUACCGACGUUAUGGAAGAAGUACAAACCCAAGCUGAUGGUGCACGUUGGUGUCUCUGGUCUUGCCAGAACCAUCACCCUUGAGCAGGUGGCCCACAACUCUGGUUAUGAGAGACUGGACGUCCAGUGUAAGUGUCCUGACUCCAGGUGUUGUGUGGACGAUGGAGAUGACACCCUAGUGUCUAUCCUGGACAUGGAGGACAUCUGUUCCAGAGUGAACCAGACAGAGACACAGGGAACACCUGUAGUGGCCUCUUAUGAUGCUGGCAGGUAG